Molecule: messenger RNA, 2210 nt
Organism: Spodoptera exigua (beet armyworm)
Lineage: Eukaryota; Metazoa; Arthropoda; Insecta; Lepidoptera; Noctuidae
Source: the annotation of a GenBank genome assembly
CAGAAACUCACCACGUUAAACUUUAAAAUUAUUUUAAUUUCUUAUUUUUCGUUUACCAAUAAUUCCAAUGUAUUUUUAUGAAAAUAUUUUCUCAGUUUGUAUCAAUCAGUAUACAAAUAAUGAGAAUGUGGCGUAGUUGUCUGUUGUGUUGGAUUAAAUUGGCGCUGAAUUUCAAAAUCUAGAGCAAGUGAUUACGCCAAAUGAUAAUGAUAAGAUAACACACCCAUUCCACCUAGAUAAGUGAGUGACUGCAUGUAUUUUUAUAAAAUGAAGAAAUUGUUUUUGUGACAAAAUAAUGGAAGAACAAACGAAUCGAGCCCCAAGUCGAAUGGAGCGAGGUGAAAGCAGAGUAGACGACUUGCAUUUGGACAGAGUCGUAGCUUCACAGCCUGAGAUUGGGCCCACUCCACCAGACGGAGGGUACGGAUGGUUGAUUGUUGUGUCAGCAGUGAUAUACCACAUCACCGUGCCAGCUCUAUUGUCGUUGUAUGGACUGAUAAUCUUAAAGGGAAUUCGAGAGGAAGGUCAUGAGGACAAUGAAGUUCUGAAAAUAUGGGACGUGGACAUAGCUUUGGUGCCAGUGAUAGCAUUGGUGAUAAGACUGUUGCUGGAGUCAUGGUGCCGCGCUGUGGUGAAGAUAUUCCACAUGCCGAGGUUCAUGGCGCUGUCAGGGCUCUGCCUGACCGUGGCAGGAGUGUUACUCUCAAGUUACUCGACAGACGCGGCGAGCAACGACCACAUAGUAAAUACAUUCUCCGGAAUAUUUGCAGGAAUCGGGUGCGCCUUAACUGGGCAGCAGACUGAAGUCAUCAUCACUCAUUACUUCAGGGAGAAGCUAACGAUGGCGCAGAGGAUCGUGCGCAUGGCUCCCUCUGUCGGCAACUGUCUGGUACCCAUACUAAUCGGGUACCUGUGCUCCGUUUACACCGGUGACGUGGUCGUCAUGAUCUACGGAGCCAUCAUUAUGCAAAACUGCAUCUUCUUAGCAUCAUACACACGACCGAUCUACAUCGAAAAAGUUAUCCGACAUACAUACAAUAUGCUCAGAGAGGCAGUUGAGGACGAAGAUGAGGUCAUAUUCUCUAAUCAAGCAAGAAAAAGUGAGGCCGAAGCUGAACGGAAGAACAUCGAACGCAAUGAACCAAUCAGCUCUCAAGGGGAACCAUCAAACAGUGCGACAGUAGAAGAAGACGGCACUGAUGUGGUAGUUUUCAACUCAAGGCAAAACGCGAAAGAAAUUCUAGAUCCUGCCAUACAGUACAGGGAAAACAGAUCAGCUUCCAAACAGUCCAGGUUUUCAUCCGAUUUCAGCACAAUGUACGACACAGGAACAAACAGGUUUUCAUCAGAUUUCGGUGCUUUGGACAUUACUAGUUAUGCAAGAGUUAAUGGGUACCAGGAGUUGGAGAAUAUUGAUAGACAGGCACCCCAGCCAUUGUACAGAGAGACGACGGUAAAUGCUCCGACGAACAGCGUGGUCUUCGCUGCUGAAGUAUCACCAGGCACUGCUAGAAGAACAGCUUCGUUGAAGAAAAACUUCUUCACGAUAACCAACAUGCUGAAGGAUAUCAACUUCUACUUGUAUGCUUUACUGCAUCUGUGUACCACGUUCUCCAUAUUGGUGUUGGGACUUAUCUUCCCACCAUUGAUAUGGGAGCAGAAUCCUUCGAUGAAUAUUUGGUCGGUUUCAACACUGAUAGCAGCAGCCCACGGAUCAGCAUUGUGCUUCAUAAUGUUGUGCGUAGUGCUUCCGAAGUCCAUCAAUGAGAAGGCAAGACUCUGUGCUGCCUUCUGCGUAGCUGGUGCUAUGGGCUUCUAUGGUAUAGCUCUAUCCACCAACAAGAGUCUACUAGUAGUAUGGUGCAUGCUGGCCAGUUUCUCUACAGCAGCGUCGAGCAUACUUCAGCAGCCAUUAUACAACAGCACGCUAAACGAAUUCGACACCACAGCCACCAUGACCGCUUCAAAUACUAUCGUCGCCAUUUUUAUCAUCUCGUGGUCGCUCAUUUACAAUUACGAUUACAAAACUUGUUUCUUGACAGCCAGCGUAUUACAAACUGUGACCGCUUGCAUGUUCUUCGCUUUGUCUUUUAGGAGAAGACGGUAAUUUUUGUUUAGAUUUUUAAGCCUUGAAAGUUUGUCAGCUUUCGAAGCGCAUCGAAGCAAUACGGUAGUUUCCAAUUAGUCAAAUUCUAUACUUUUAUCCAAAU